GCAUGGUUUGUGUGUAGACAACACUGCUGAUAGCAGUGGAUACAGUUUGAGAAAAGUGGUUGGUUAGAUGUGCACAGAAGCGAUGUCCGAUGAAGGCGACGUGGAUAUGACAAAGCAGCAGAAGGGUGGAACAUACAUGCCAACCGAUUUCAAGCAGAUGUUGAUGACACAGGCGAAGAAAUUGGGAAUGCUUGUUGAAGGUUCUAAGGACGAGAUGAAGAGCGGUGCAGCAGAAAUUUUAGUACUCUCGAGUUUGAAGGACAUACUGCAAGCUCCCCCGCAAGACGUCCAAGAACUUCCAGUAAUUAUUGCAAACGGGAUGGAGUAUGUUUUACUCGACCAACUGAUGGAUUUCAUGAAAAAGAAACCUGACGAUCGCAAUGUCAUACAUGAGGCAUUGCAUGAUGUGACAGAGCAAGCACUGACGGACAAGGACCUCAUUACGUACAGGGUGCGGCGUGUGGACGAUGAUGUCGUAUGUGGUACUCCAUUGUGGGAUGAAAUGUUCAUGGCAGCUUUGCAUCGCCUCAGCAUUGCGACUUCUGAGGUGGAUAGAAAUAGGUCAAGGGAAGAAGGAUGGAAGUUGGUGGCCAGGAAAGCAGAUGUUGCACUUCAUGCAGCAGAUGGACAUGCUUCAGCAGGGGAAAAAAUUGUGAGAACAGCCUCCAUUGUGCAUUCUCCAAUAAACACAAUGUCGAAGGAGGAGGUAGAAGAAGAAGAUGAGUUCAAUGACUGGACAAUGACAGAACAACAACGGGAACGAGGGUUCGAAGACUCUUCUUUACCGAUCGAUUUUGAAUAUGAGAUUGAAGAAAUAAGAGUGAUCAACAAUGAAAAAGUUGCGAGGGCGCCUAACAAUGAGGUGGAAGUGAGUGGCAGCGAUGUGAGCAGCGACGAGGAGGRUGAGGAAUAUGAUGCCUACUGGGAUAUGGAAGCAGGGGGAGGACAAGCGUCAAAAGGGUGGGCACAUGCGAUUCUAAGGUUGGCACUGCACAACGUUCAAUCGGUUUCUUGCCUCGAAAUAGAACCUCCCAGGGAGGGGAUGAACAUAUGUGGUUCUCGCAUGGGCCAGUUGAGCCACCAUGUCCAAACUAUUAUCAGAGCGGACAAGGGUGUGGACACGAAUGGUAAAACACGUUAUGUCAUACCUCUGUCUCUGUAUUCAGACAAGACUCAUGUAGACGGUCGUCAAAAGCAGUCAGCGUAUCCUCUGAUGACGUCAAUAGCCGAUCGCGCAUCGGACGCCACACUCCUUGCGUAUCUUCAUGUGCUUCAACAUCGGCCACGUGACAAGGGUUGGGGUCUGCACUCCACCGCGUUUAGAAAACGGAAAGCUGUGAUAUUGCAUAAAGCGUUGUCCACAGUAUUGCGGUCCGCAAAGGAGGCAUCCCAUGACGGCAUGAUAGUAACAACGGAGCUGUUCGGCGAGAUAACAGUCCAUCCUUUCGUCAUGUACUAUAUACAGGACUAUCCCAAAAGGUGUGCCCUUGCAACUGUGAAAUUCGGUGUUUGUCCAACAUGCACAGUGUCCAAAUACGAUUUCGAUGUCAUCGCUGAUUUCAGCAACUGCAGGAGGUCGCAGACGCUAGAGACGCAACUUGCUGCAAACUGCUUCAACAAUGGAGACAACGAUAUUCGCCGUGCCGCAGAGGCACGAAUGUUAAAAUUGAACAUGCAUAAGCAUGUUCAAGAGAACAGUCUUUGGGGAUUCUUCAGGAGUCCGAAUGGUGACGAUCCUCAACUAGAUUACCAUCUCGCUUUGCAACUGGACCGUAUGCACACCAUUGAACACGGCAUUUUCUUGCAUAUGAUAGAUGCAUUCAAGGCAGCAACUUACAAGAAGUUGCCGGAUAUCGCGCAAACCGAGAUAUUGCACGAGAUGGAUGCGAGGUUGCAGAGCAUCAGUGAGAGAUGUGUGAGGACAUACCCGCAACUCGUGUUGCCCGUGGCUACAGGUUGUGAUUUCUUUUCAAGGGAAGGACGUUUUGAAGCGAAGCAAAAUCGGUCUAUGAGCGAAUCUUACAAAAUGAACGAGGGGGUAGAUGGCAAGGGUUGUAUCAUGGGCUCAAAAGCGACGGAGAGUUCAGAAACAGCAAGGAAUGACGAACAGUCAUGUGGACCAAGUAUCAACGAGUCGUUGCUCCCGUUGAGCAGUGAGAGAUCAGUGAAGCGAUGGAAGAGGAUACUGGAGGACCCGUGGUAUGCGGAAAUGUACCAGAUGAUGACCACAAAUGACGUCCAAUAUCCUCAGAUGGCACAUGAACCUUUGUUCAGUAUUGCAGGGGGCAAUCAGUCAAGAGGUAUGAUUGCAGAGGCUGGAAAGAGGUCCGAGAGGGUGGACGAGGAACACUUGUUCCCAAUCACGUGGACAUCAAGAAGACACGCCAUAGCGAUAACGAAACGGGACGUAUUGCGAUUGGGUCCGAAGCAGUGGCUGAAAGUCGACGUGAUCAAUAUGUACUUACAGUCCGUCUAUGAAUAACAUUUCCCUGCACUCCAUAACACGACACUUCAUGUUUGCACAACUUUCUGGCAUCCCGCAGUGAUCGCCAAUCAUAAGGUUUAUGUUUCGAAAGCAGGAUGGCAGGAGCGGAUCAAAAGUAAACCUGCAAAGCUGCA
Chara braunii is the source of this 2619-nucleotide messenger RNA. The record is from the annotation of a GenBank genome assembly. Lineage: Eukaryota; Viridiplantae; Streptophyta; Charophyceae; Charales; Characeae.